UAAUAUAUAUAUUUUUUCUGGGUAAAGUCCUGUAGUGAGAAGGGCAAUAUUUUUUUAAACGCAUACCAUCAGGGUAAGCACGUUCUGAACUUGAACUCCUGGAAGAGCCAGUUGGUAAGAGUCUAAAUAUCAGUAUUAUUCUAGAGUAUAAUGCCAUAAUUGGCUCUUCCGACAAACUGGGAUUUUAAUAUUUUUAUCUAAUGAAGAUAUAUGUAGGAUAAUGGUGAGCAAUUUCUCCAGAAGAAAAAAAUUGAACUAUUAUCAAAACCUUUGGAGUUGGAUGACUUCUUGAUCCAGAUUCCCAGCUGUAUUUGUACAGAUUUGGUUGCCAACAGGAACAAGAAGUCGUCUCUUAACUCUCAAGUAGAUCUUUGGAACUGAAGGCUCUUUGGAAUUCUGCCUCUUGCUCACUAAGCUUUGUGUUUCCAGACCCCUAAACCUGGGUAUGUUAUCUUCUCAACUCAAAUGGCUGCUCUUGCUUGCUUGCUACCUGGGACCAGUGGCCGUGGCCAGCAUUAUUAGUUUGACUAAUCCCUAACUUCAAGCUCUUCAGUCUUUUGGAAGAAUUCAAGACAAUAGAACUGGUGUUGAUAGUGUUUUGGGUUGGGGUUUUCCACAGCUGAUGACACUGGAAGAAUCUCCCAUAGGAAGCUACCUUAACUGACACUAGAGUUUCGCCUUUCAGUUUACAAAUGUGGUGAGGUGCUUUUGGCUUCUGUUUGAGCUGGUCGCCUCAUAUUGGUCUUGUAAUUGCUUUCUCCACAGAGGCAAUGAAUGGGGAAUUCUCCCUAAGGUCAGCGUUUAAUUAAUUGCCGCGCUCUGGCUGCUAUAGUACUCCAGGCAUCGAUCCUACUAUUAAAAUUGCCUGGAGAUUGCCAGCAGUUCAAAAAUUCGUCUUCAGUGACAGCCCUGGAGUCAUUGAGUUGAGUGGGAGGGGCCUUGUGCACUUUACAAUCUCCGUGGGCGGUGGCCCACGGCGCGGGACUUAUCCGAAGACUGGAUUGGGCCUUCCCCGUGUCUAUCAUCGGAAGGCUCUCCGCCCUCGACAAUCUUGCUGCAGGAUUUGGAAGCUGAGCACCGCCUCUGAAAACUAGGAGAGUGAUGGGCGGUAAACUCGGUGUGGUAAACUCGGUGUGUAUUUCUCUCCUUAUUGGUUGGCUGAUGUGUCAGUCGUACUCCAUUCUGCUCCCAUUGGCGGGAAGGCUCCAGGCGUUAGCGUGGACAUUGUGCUGCCCACUUGCAAGCUACGAUUAAGGCGCGUGACGUCCCAGACUUUUGUUGUUGGGCUUUGGGCGUCUUUAAUUAUUCAUUAGGUACUUGUACGAGCUGCAGCGAUUGGUGGCCGAGAGGGCCGGUCGAUUGUUUCUUAGCUAGAGAUACGUGUCACCCUCUACGCGGCGGGAGAAGUUUCGCAUAAAUUAUUCUGAUACGGUUUGGGGGCGUGGCCGCGCAUAGUUUAGGCAAAUAAGCUGAGGAGGGAGGGGAGGCCGGCUACGAAUUAGCCUAAGUUAUUAAAGAUGGCGGCGGAGCGGAGUCGCUCCCCGAUGGAGUCGCCGGUCCCGGCCUCUAUGUUCGCCCCCGAGCCCAGCUCUCCGGGGGCGGCCAGGGCCGCGGCGGCUGCCGCCCGGCUCCAUGGCGGCUUCGACUCGGACUGCAGCGAGGACGGCGAGGCGCUCAACGGCGAACCAGAGCUGGACCUCACCAGCAAGCUGGUUCUAGUGAGCCCUACAUCAGAGCAGUAUGACAGCCUACUUCGGCAAAUGUGGGAGAGGAUGGACGAGGGAUGCGGAGAGACCAUAUAUGUCAUUGGGCAGGGAUCAGAUGGGACUGAGUACGGGCUGAGUGAAGCUGACAUGGAGGCCUCCUACGCCACCGUGAAGAGCAUGGCAGAGCAGAUAGAGGCUGAUGUCAUCCUCCUGCGGGAGCGGCAAGAGGCUGGGGGCCGUGUGCGCGAUUACCUGGUCCGAAAACGAGUAGGAGACAAUGACUUCCUGGAAGUCAGGGUAGCGGUCGUGGGCAACGUGGAUGCCGGCAAAAGCACGCUUCUGGGGGUCCUGACACACGGGGAGCUGGACAAUGGGCGAGGCUUUGCCCGCCAGAAACUCUUCCGCCACAAACAUGAGAUUGAGUCGGGUCGCACCAGCAGUGUGGGCAACGACAUUCUGGGCUUUGACAGUGAAGGAAAUGUGGUAAACAAACCAGACAGCCACGGUGGCAGCCUGGAGUGGACAAAGAUCUGUGAGAAAUCCACUAAGGUGAUUACCUUCAUCGACUUGGCUGGCCAUGAGAAGUACCUGAAGACCACUGUCUUUGGCAUGACUGGCCAUUUGCCUGACUUCUGCAUGCUCAUGGUGGGCAGCAACGCUGGCAUCGUAGGGAUGACCAAGGAGCACCUGGGCUUGGCGUUGGCCCUCAACGUGCCUGUGUUUGUGGUGGUCACCAAGAUUGACAUGUGUCCUGCCAACAUCCUACAAGAAACCCUGAAGCUGUUGCAGCGCCUGCUGAAGUCACCGGGCUGCCGGAAGAUCCCCGUGCUGGUGCAGAGCAAGGAUGAUGUGAUUGUUACAGCCUCCAACUUCAGCUCUGAGAGGAUGUGCCCGAUAUUCCAAAUCUCCAAUGUCACAGGCGAGAACCUCGACCUGCUAAAGAUGUUCCUCAACCUCCUCUCCCCUCGCACCAGCUACCGGGAGGAGGAGCCUGCUGAGUUUCAGAUUGACGACACCUACUCUGUCCCGGGUGUGGGGACCGUGGUGUCCGGGACAACACUGAGGGGCCUGAUCAAGCUGAAUGACACGCUGCUGCUGGGCCCAGAUCCCUUGGGUAACUUCCUGUCGAUUGCUGUCAAAUCCAUCCAUCGCAAGCGCAUGCCUGUCAAGGAGGUGCGCGGGGGCCAGACUGCCUCCUUUGCGCUGAAGAAGAUCAAGCGCUCAUCCAUCCGGAAGGGCAUGGUGAUGGUUUCUCCACGCCUGAAUCCCCAAGCUUCCUGGGAGUUUGAGGCCGAGAUCCUGGUCCUUCAUCACCCCACCACAAUCAGCCCGCGGUACCAGGCCAUGGUGCACUGUGGGAGCAUCAGGCAGACGGCCACCAUCCUGAGCAUGGAUAAGGACUGUCUGCGCACUGGGGACAAGGCCACCGUUCAUUUCCGCUUCAUUAAGACCCCCGAGUACCUGCACAUAGACCAGCGGCUGGUGUUCCGGGAAGGCCGCACCAAGGCCGUGGGCACCAUCACUAAGCUCCUGCAGACCACCAACAACUCCCCAAUGAACUCCAAGCCCCAGCAGAUCAAAAUGCAGUCGACGAAAAAGGGUCCCCUGCCCAAACGAGAAGAGGGGGGCCCCUCUGGAGGGCCCACAGUGGGAGGCCCCCCACCAGGAGAUGAAGCUUGCUCCCUUGGGGCCACCCAGCUGGCUGCAUCCAGCAGUCUCCAGCCACAGCCCAAGCCCAGCAGUGGGGGCCGGCGACGGGGGGGCCAGCGUCACAAGGUGAAGUCCCAGGGGGCCUGCAUGACUCCCGCCAGCGGCUGCUGAGUCUCCCCGGCCCACCUCCAUCACCCGAGGGAUCCUGGUGCUCUGGCCCCGGCUCCACCAGAGGAACCAGAGCAGCCCUGGAGCCACUCACCCUCCCCAGCCGCAGCCGGAGCCUCAUCAUUCCCCCCAACCCCCGUUUUCCAGGGGGGCUGUAAUUUAUAAGCUGAGGAAGGUGGCCAGACUCCCAGAGAGGACUGACCAUCAUCUCCCACCCUCCUCCCCGCCUUCUUCCUCACUCACACCUUUUUUGUACAUCCGGGCCCUUAGUUUUUAUUCUUUUUAUUAUAUAUCUAUCUCUCUAUCUAGUGUGUGUGUGGUUGUGUGUGGGGGUGUAUGUCUGAGGUGCAGGAGCGCGGCCGAUCAGGGCCCUGGGCAUCUUUCUCCUUUUUCCUCUGUGGCUGGCCACCGGCCUCCAGGAGCUAGCUGGCUGCCUGUCCGUACGUCUGUCUGUGUGUGUCUGUGCGAACCUUCCGGGGCUGUCAGGGGCUGGCAUGCGGCCCCCCCCCCCGGUGUCCAUUCUCUGUGCCUGGAGCCGCCUUGUGGCUGCGGGCGUCCAGGUGGGAGUGUCUGCUGGUACUGGAGUCCUCCUUCCAGGACUUGGGGAUCUUAGCAGAGCCAAGAGUGGUGGUUCCCUGUUCUCUUUCUCCCUCUUGCUUCCCUUGAACCCCCAAACAGUUAAUGCCAAAAGCUCUUAAGCUGUAACCCGUAGAUGUGGAGGGGGUAUUGGCGAUUGGAUAGUAGGAUCCUCCUUCCCCCAUCUCUGACCCUCGCCCUUGACCUAGAGACAGCUGAUGGCUUUUCUUGCCCUUCUGAGACAAUCUUCUGUUUGUUUAGCUGACUGGGGUGACCCCUCCUCAGCCAAUUCUGUCACGUUGGACGCUCUCGCCUCGCCCUCCCCAGGGCUGCCUCCUGCUUGAACUUGGACUCUGAGUCUUGUUGGGUCUCGGGCCAGAGGACCAGGACUCGGGGCUGCCCACUCAGGGUGCGCUCAGCAGCCCUUCCUGUUGGUGGGGGUGCCCACUGUUCCUCUGAGCCAGGCAGGAACAGAACCCCUAUUUGCCCACAUAGCCCCAGCGCGACUGCUACAGGAGCACAAGAGUGAAGGGCCCGAGCCCCAGAUUGGGAAGCUCUAAUUGGAGUACAGGGAGGGCAGGCAGGAGGUAUUAAGAUUCUUCCAGACCCAUCUCAAGAGCAUUAAGCCCUCAGGAAGAAUCACUGUCUGGGGUGGGGGUGGUGUUGCCCGGGCCAGAGAGGGCAACACGGGCCCCGAACCAGCCUGGCCUGAGCUCUGACUAAGCCCUCACUUUAGGGUGGACUGGUGGGCAGAGCUGUGUUCUUUCUCUAGCCUGGGACACCCACCUACCUGGCUGGGUCCUUCCUCAGCCUCCCCUCCCCUCCGUCCCCAACCCUUCACCACUCCUCCUGCGUCCAGACCGCUGGUCCCUUCUCCUCCCCUCCUAACUAUUUCUAGUUACCACUUACCUGUGGCCAUGGACCGACCAGACCAGCACACAAAAUAAAAAUUUGUUUCAAGUUGA
Molecule: messenger RNA, 5065 nt
Organism: Odocoileus virginianus texanus
Lineage: Eukaryota; Metazoa; Chordata; Mammalia; Artiodactyla; Cervidae
Gene: GTPBP1
Product: GTP binding protein 1
Biological process (GO): translational elongation
Molecular function (GO): GTPase activity; GTP binding; translation elongation factor activity
Source: RefSeq, a predicted model, not a curated record